AUGUCAGAACUAGACCCACUAGAUCAACAAUCACAGAUUAAUUAUAAAAGUCUACAAUAUCUACUACAAGAAAUAGUACCGACAUCAAUACGAGUCUCACAACAAGUAACAAACCCAAAUUAUUCAAAUAAAACCAAAACUUCAAAACCAUCGAUUGAUUCAGAUACAAAUACGGAAAUACCGAUCAAUGAAGUAAAAGAUUUAAAUUUGGAAGAUUCCACUCAAGAAACAACAGCAACAUCCAAUAAAUAUCAAACAAGAAUAAAUCAACAAUUAUCUCAAAUAAAAAACGAUUUACCAGGGACGAUAAACAUCUUAGAUACUCAAUUAUUAUAUACAGAUGAUGUAACAAUAAGAAUAGAACAAUUUGGUUAUAAUUUAGGUUUAAAAAUUUCAGAAAUUUUAUUAUAUAAAAAUUCUCAAUCAACAACAAAAAUUAUAGAUAUAUUAGAUAUAAUGAAAUUUAUAUGUCGUGAUGUUUGGAAAUAUAUUUUUUUAAAACAAAUUGAUAAUUUAAGAACAAAUCAUAGAGGUACUUUUGUUUUAAUAGAUAAUAAAUUUAAAUGGUUUGAAAAUUUUAGUUCUCAACAAUUUGAAAAUGGUUUACAAGAUACUAUUUUAAAAUCUAAAAUUUAUUUAUGGUUUCCUUGUGGUUUAAUAAAGGGUAUAUUAUGGAACUUUGGAAUUGAUGGAAAUGUUAUACCUGAAAUUACUCAAUUUCCUUCUGUUCAAUUUAAUAUUCAAACUGGUGUAAAUAAUUAG
This is a messenger RNA of Lodderomyces pseudojiufengensis, 762 nucleotides long. RefSeq names its product Trs33p (gene TRS33). The transcript has a single exon. The coding region runs from base 1 to 762 and encodes 253 amino acids. The record is from RefSeq and is a predicted model, not a curated record. Gene Ontology annotation, biological process: endoplasmic reticulum to Golgi vesicle-mediated transport; regulation of GTPase activity. NCBI's taxonomy places the organism in Eukaryota, Fungi, Ascomycota, Pichiomycetes, Serinales, Debaryomycetaceae. Gene Ontology annotation, cellular component: TRAPP complex; cis-Golgi network; trans-Golgi network.